Molecule: messenger RNA, 3309 nt
Organism: Nematolebias whitei (Rio pearlfish)
Lineage: Eukaryota; Metazoa; Chordata; Actinopteri; Cyprinodontiformes; Rivulidae
Gene: lancl2
Product: LanC lantibiotic synthetase component C-like 2 (bacterial)
Exons: 10
Coding region: 166-1452 (428 amino acids)
Biological process (GO): peptide modification; carbohydrate metabolic process
Cellular component (GO): plasma membrane
Source: RefSeq, a predicted model, not a curated record
AGCAGGCAACUCUCAGCAGCCGUCAGUUUGUGCUACACGUAUGAACAUCUGUAUGGGAUGACAAUGUAUGACAAUAAUGACUAUGCAUGAAGAAAGGACAGAACACCGGCUGAGAAUCUUUUGUGUGCGACGGAGUGCUUUUGUCCCCGCCGGGCCGCCGUAGAGAUGGGAGACAACGUCUCCAAAAGGCUGAAGCUGCUGUCAUCCGGUGAUUCAGAGAUGGAGGAGCGGUCCUUUCAGAACCCGUACCCGGACUGGAGUCAGGGUUCGGGCUCCGGAGCAGACGGAGACUUCAGCGAGGUUCUAGAUGCAGAAGGAGCGGUUUGCCCAUCUUUCCAGAGGAAGGUCCAGAGUAAGAUCAACGAUCUCCUCCAGCAGAUGGAGGAGGGCCUGAAGACCGCGGACCCCCAUGACUUCUCCACCUAUACCGGCUGGACGGGUAUUGCCUUGCUGUACCUUCAGCUGCAUCGGGUCUCUCAUGAAGCCUCCCACCUGCAGAGGGCGCUGGACUACGUGAAGCGGGCCAUGAGGAUUCUGAAUGGGCGCAGGGUGACCUUCCUGUGUGGGGAUGCAGGACCCCUGGCUGUGGGGGCCGUGGUCCAUCACAAACUGAACAACUCUGCUGACAGCAAGGACUGUGUGUCCAGGCUCCUCCAGCUGCAGCGCUCCGUGCUCAGUCCAGACUCUGAGAUGCCUGACGAGCUGCUGUACGGACGAGCCGGAUACCUUUACUCUUUACUCUACAUUAAUAAGGAGAUGGGAGAGAAUACUGUGGACGAAGACACAGUUACGAAGGUGGUGACGGCCAUAGUGGAGUCUGGGAAGAACAUGUCAGCAGAGCAGAAGAAGACGGAGCGCUGCCCUCUCCUCUAUGAGUGGCACAAGAAGCAGUACAUCGGAGCGGCCCACGGCCUGGCCGGCAUCUACUACAUGUUGAUGCAGCCUGAAGCGAGGGUCCAUCUAGACGUGCUGUCAGAGGCAGUCCGACCCUCCAUCGACUACGUGCGCAGUAAGAGGUUUCGAUCGGGAAACUUCCCAUCAUCGCUGAGCAAUGAAAGUGAUCGACUGGUUCAUUGGUGCCACGGAGCAGCCGGAGUCAUCCACAUGCUCCUCGUGGCCCAUAAGGUUUUCAAAGAGGAGAAGUACUUGAAGGAGGCUGCAGAAUGUGCUGAGAUCAUCUGGCAGAGAGGCCUGCUCAGGAAAGGCUACGGUAUCUGUCACGGAACAGCUGGCAACGGCUACGCCUUUUUAUCUCUUUACAAACUCACCCAGGAGAAGAAAUACCUGUAUCGUGCAUGCAAGUUUGCUGAGUGGUGUUUGGACUAUGGGACUCACGGCUGUCGCAUCCCUGACAGACCGUACUCUCUGUUUGAAGGGAUGGCGGGGACCAUUCACUUCCUGUCAGACGUGACCCAGCCUGAAGCUUCCUGCUUCCCUGCCUUUGAGCUCUGACCUGCCCGUGGUGGGACCGAGGACCGUGAGACGGCUGAAGAAGACAACUCGUGAACUGGACUCUGGACUUGAUUCAGACUGGAUGUUGCUGAAACCAGCAGAAUGUUGAACAGAACCAAGUCUGGACAUUUGUCUUUGUGUGUCUGCAUGCUCCCUGUCUGAGUUCUCCCUGCAGUAGGUGUAGCCAGGGUGGAUCCUGGUUCCUGUUUGGCCGUUCUCCUCCUGUUUCCAUGGCAACAGUACAGCUGGUGCCUCCUCCUUCUGCAGGACACACGUUUGAUGUCUCCUCUGACUUUCCACUUCCUGUUGGUUCUUACCAACAAGAGGUCAAACCUGCUGGUUGUCGUUUCCUCCGUCAGAGGGGAGUUGAACCUCCAGCUGCUGCUCCACACUGAAAGACUGUGUCACAUAAAUCCAGGUGUUAGAGAUAAUUCAGCUAUUUUGAAGUUGUUCGGUCUUUACUGGCAGUCUAAUAACCACUUGUUCAAGUUAGGGAUGGGCAUUAAACAAUCUGAAUCUGUUAAUUGUUCAGGGUUCUUUAAAUAUUAGACAAUCCCAACUGUCAAAAACAACUCAGAUUGUCAAAAUAUUUUGUAUAAAUAUUUUAAAAUGGAAGUUCCACUGGUUUCCAUUUGACGUUGUUCAGCUGAUAGUCCUGUCUGCUGCGUGAUGUGAAACAAGAAGCUGUGUACCUUCAAAGAUGGCCGUCAGUCCUGUCGGGAUCAAACUCUCCUGUCAAUGAAGGAGCCAUCUGCAACAUGUAAGAUGUUUAUUGUUUAUAACUGUUCCAUGGAACCCCACUUACAAAAUGGUUGAAAUACUCUUUAAACACCAUCGGCAGGUGGAGCAGGAGCGUCCUCAUCAGCAGCAGCAUGUUCUCAGUGGACACGGCUGCAGACGCCUCACCGUGUAGAUCCGGUCCUGACAGGACCAGGAUGCUCCUGAAACACCUGGUUGUCCCUCAGAGACCCCCUGCUGAAUAUUGUUGUUGCAUGAGAUUUCCAUGUGUCCUGAACUCUUGGACGUGUCCCACCUGUCUCCAUGUCCUCAGACUGUUACCUGUAAAUGUGUGGACAUGUUCUUCUGUGGUGUCCUGAACUCUUGGACGUGUCCCACCUGUCUUCAUGUCCUCAGACUGUUACCUGUAAAUGUGUGGACAUGUUUUUCUGUGGUGUCCUGAACUCUUGGACGUGUCCCACCUGUCUUCAUGUCCUCAGACUGUUACCUGUAAAUGUGUGGACGUGUUGUUCUUCUGUGGUGUCCUGAGCAGGACAAUGAGACGGUUGUUCAGCGUUCAUGUUGGUUCUGUGGGACAUGAAGCCGAGUCCAGCUCCUGCUCUGCUGGAUGUUCCAGCUCUGACCAGAACCCGAGUCCAGUUCUACACAUGGAUGUGGUUCUGACCUGUGAAGGGCCCAGUGGCACCAAACCACCUGAACACAGCUGAGUAGGACACGGACUAAAUCAAAUAAAAAUUAAAUCCUGACUCAAAGUUCCUGAAGACGCUUGAAGGUUCCUGUUUGCUAACACUAAGCUAGCUGUGGCAGCCAUCUUGAAUUUUACAAAGGACGUUAGAAAGUCUUCACCAGUUUGGUGUGGGGUAACUUUCAGCUACCACCACACCAAACUGGUUUGUUACAGCAGCCAAAGCUUGUAGCCUAAACACUGCAGUACCAACACGCAGCAGAGGGUCCAGGUCCCAGUUUGAGCCAGAACCAGCUGGAGCGAGGCCUCGUCUGAUGGCUGCAUAAACAGGUUUUACUUGUCAUCAGUUGGGUCCUGUAACGAGAAGGUUCUGGUCCAGUACUCCCAGCAACACAUGGUGCAGUCCACAGAAUGUACAGACUUCUCUUUCUGUC